Polypterus senegalus (gray bichir) is the source of this 3864-nucleotide messenger RNA. RefSeq names its product leucine rich repeat containing 15 (gene lrrc15). Gene Ontology annotation, molecular function: protein binding. Bases 108 to 3395 code for a protein of 1095 amino acids. The record is from RefSeq and is a predicted model, not a curated record. NCBI's taxonomy places the organism in Eukaryota, Metazoa, Chordata, Cladistia, Polypteriformes, Polypteridae. The transcript has 4 exons.
GUACGCAGCCGCAGCACAGCCUAGCAGCCACUCUGCCUCUGCUCGUCCCGUCCUGGACAUCAGAAGUACAGGACCCUCGCCGGACUGCGCCGAUCUACACCUCCUCCAUGGAGCUAUUCAUCUGGUUCUACUGGAUUGCCAGUUUUCACCUGACAUGCCUCAUUGCAUCCCCCUGUCCAGAAAAAUGUCAAUGUAUUGAUGAAAUCAAAGUGCACUGCAAUGGCAGGGACAUAACACAGUUCCCUACAGGCAUAUCAGGCAUCACUCAAGCACUGGUCAUAAUGGACACGCAGAUGAAGCAAGUGGAGGACAGUGACUUUAACAGUGUUCACCACAGCCUGGUUUCCCUAGACUUGUCUAAAAAUUCCCAGUUGCAGAUCCUUCCAGAUGCCUUCCACCGACUCACAGCCCUUCGGUGGCUCACCUUGAACAACAACCAACUGGAACAAAUUCCACCCAACUCUUUCCAGUCUCUUAAGAGUCUUAUAAGGCUUUCCCUUGCUACCAAUAAACUUGAGACCCUGGCUCCGCACCUCUUUGACAACCUCAGCCAUCUGAAUGAACUUUACCUGCAGGAGAACAACCUUCACUUCCUCCCACAGGAUAUAUUUCAGCCCUUGAGUGCCCUGAAAAGGCUCCAUAUGGGGAAGAACAACCUGAGCCACAUACCGGCUGAUGUCUUCCAGACACUGACCAACCUCCAGAUUCUAAAACUUCAAGAGAACCAGCUGACAGACAUUGCUCAGGGUAGUUUUGCAGACCUCAGGAGUUUGCAGGAGCUCCACCUGCAGAAGAACCAGCUCAGACAACUGCCAGAGGGAUUCCUACCCAGCCAGCCCAACUUGGUCAAGCUCUAUUUGUCUGGGAAUCAGCUAGCUGCCCUCCCUCAGGGCAUCUUUCUCAAUCUGCCACGUCUCACCCAGCUCAGUCUAUUUGAGAACAAGCUGGCAGAGCUCUCUCUAGGGACAUUUGGGCCGAUGCCCUACCUCCAGGACCUGUGGCUGUAUGACAACAAUCUGACCCAGCUGCCAGACCAGGUGUUCAGUAACCUCACCCACCUGCGGCUACUGGUGCUGAGUAGGAACAAGCUGAGCGAGGUGUCGGCCAAAGCCUUCGAGGGCCUGCUGGAGCUCACCGAGGUCUCCCUGCACACCAACCAGCUAAGCUCUCUCCAUGAAGAAGUGUUUGGCGGUCUGGUGAAGUUGCAGAACAUCUCUCUCCAGAACAACAAAUUACAGUCGUUGCCUGACAAGCUCCUGAAUAACAUUUCCCAGCUGCACUCGGUGCUACUACACAACAACUCCCUGCAGAACCUCCCACCACAGCUACUCAAUGACUUAAGCCGGGCACAGCGGGUGAACCUCUGCAAUAAUCCGUGGAGCUGUGACAUGGCCAUCAUCCCACUCCGGGACUGGUUAGUUGCUAAUCCUUCUAAAGUGCUUAACCUUAGCCAUGUUGUGUGCCAGUCCCCCACCUAUCUUGCAGGAGUUCCAGUUGCAAAUAUAAUUGCAGACCAGCUAAUUGGCAGCCCAGAAGAAAGAACUGGGCACACCUCAGCGGCACCCAGCAGCAGUAUGCCCAUCUGGAAUGAAGAGAAAAAGCAGCCCGAGGGCAGCGGCCUAAGUAAAAAAUCUCUGAUCAUUCUGAUCUUGGUGGUCUGCAGUUUAGUUAUUGCCACUGUCAUCGCUGUCAUUGCUUGCCGCUGGAGGAAAUGCUCCACUGUUCAGAUAUCUAAAGGGUCUCGCAGGAGUGUGGAUGCACUGAGCAGAUACACAAUGGCCAUGGUCCAUACCAUCAUGAUUCUGGCUGUCAUGCCACUCUGUGUUCUGAGCAAAAGCUGCCCAACUGGAUGCCAUUGUUUCUCACAGACCAAAAUAUUCUGCUCGGAAGAAACCAUCAACAAAAUUCCAGACAACAUAUCCUCCUCUGUAAAGGAGCUAAUUCUAGUGAACACAAAGUUAACUAGUCUUCCAUCUGAAGCUUUUAGUAGUUAUCAGAACCUUUCCACAAUCAUCCUCCUUAACAGUUACAUAGUCAAAGUACCGCUGGGAGCAUUUUGGGGGCUGCCACAGCUAGUGGAACUGGAAAUCAGCGGUAGCCGGCUGUCAACACUGGAAGUGGAUAUUUUCAGGCCCCUGGCCCACCUUCAGAAACUCAACCUGAACUUUAACCGGUUUACAACUAUGCAGAGUGGCAUCUUUGAUGAGCUGGUCCACCUGAAGGAGCUGCAGUUAAAGGGCAAUGGCCUUUCCCAUUUGCCAGGUGAUAUCUUCCACAGGCUCUUGGGCCUUCAGCGACUUGAUCUCUCAAUGAAUAAGCUGAGAGUGCUACCACAAGAACUUCUGGCUGGGCUUUCUAAUGUGACAAUACUCAGCCUCAAUGAUAACAAUAUUGAGUACCUGACCCCAGGCUUAUUUGAGGAUUUGGCCCAGCUGCAGGAGCUUUUACUGCACCGCAACAACAUCUCCAUGCUUCCUGACAACAUUUUCUUCUCAAUGAUGGAGCUGAAAGUGCUUGAUUUGCAUGGGAACCAAAUCCAAAAUCUUCAGCCCAGUGUAUUUUCCUGCUUGCAUAGUCUCCAGUUACUAAAGCUUACCUCCAAUGAGCUAAAAGAGCUGCCGUCUGACUUACUGAGGAAGACACCAAGGCUGGCUAAGCUGUACCUGUCCAAAAACCACCUGAAAACUCUUCCCAGCACAUUGUUUCAAAAUACACAGGAGCUGAGUGUACUGGAGCUCUCUGAAAACUUCAUGCAGGUUUUGCCAGCUACUGUGUUUCAUGGUCUGAAGCAGCUCACCCGCCUACUGCUGGACCACAACAACCUGACAUGCUUAGAUGAACACUUGUUGCGGGACCUUCUCAUGCUGGAACAGCUCCAUCUUUCUCAUAAUAAGCUAUACACUGUGCCUAAUGGGCUUUUUCAGGCAGUGACAAUAUUGCCGUUGCUGGCAUUGCAUGAUAAUCCCUGGUUGUGCGACUGCCGCUUGCAAUACAUGCAGGAGUGGGUACGAUAUAACACACAAAGUCUACAGCUUUCACACAAGAUCUACUGCCAGGGGCCAGCAAAUCUGCAGGGGCAAAGUCUGGUGUCACUGAACCAAGAGCAGCUUGUCUGCUAUAAGGACUUGCUGCCCCCUAACUGUCAAUCUGAAAUCUUAGAGUCAGCAGAAGUCAACCUGCCAUUUGACAAGAAAGCACUGAGUCAAUGCAGAGUGAUAGAACAGAGUGGAGCAAGUGCUAUCAAAUGUACCUUCUCAAGAUGUGCACAAGUCAAAGUUCAGGUGCAGCUGCAAGGUGAAGAGGGAGAUGGUGACUCAGAAGACUUAAGGCUUUACAUGUGGGACUGCUCCAAUUCUACCAUCACAGUCACUGUAAUGGCCUCUGACCAGCUCUAAAUGCACAUGUAGGCAUCUAGAGGCAGGUGCCACCAUGUGUACUGUAUUAAGAACACUUGUGGAUUUAAUUUUGCCUUUCUUACUAGACAACUUUAAUUCAUGUAUUUCAUAUGUUAGCUUCACUUUCAACUAUACUUUUCCCUUUUUGUUUUUAAUCUGUUUAGUGUUUUGGGCAAUGUUAGCCCUGACCAAAGGGAAAAAAAAACUUCAAACACUGGAAGUGUGCAUGCUUUUCCCUUAAUCUUUUCGAUUAUUGACUAAAUUACAUACCUUGAUAAGCAACAUGACAUAGUGGUGUUGGUGCUGUGGUUGAUAUAUUAAGAGUAACUUACAGGCUGUUCAUUUAGAAUCAUCUGAAGCAUGUUGGCACUAUAUACUCAUUUUAUACACCACGAUGACUGUGUGUUUGUGUUACCUUAUUACUAAAAGACUUUCUCAUGGUAAAGCGUUUACUUUACUUGCACUCUAA